Brettanomyces bruxellensis is the source of this 1026-nucleotide messenger RNA. RefSeq lists its product as uncharacterized. The record is from RefSeq and is a predicted model, not a curated record. The coding region runs from base 1 to 1026 and encodes 341 amino acids. The transcript has a single exon. NCBI's taxonomy places the organism in Eukaryota, Fungi, Ascomycota, Pichiomycetes, Pichiales, Pichiaceae.
AUGCAAACCAACCAUAAGAAGGGGGAAAACAAUAGGGACGGGAGAACGGGGAACAAUUCUAAACAUUGGACAUUUAGGCGAAGAACUCAGAACUCGAGGAAAGAAAAGAAUAAUGAACAUAACGAUGAAGAAACAAUUAAGUUGGAGAGAAGAAAAGCACGAUUUGCAAAAGAACAGCUGGAAAUAAAGUCUAAGGAAAGCAGGGAGUUUGGAUUAGUUAGCAGGGGUCAAGAUAAUCGUCUCCAGAAUGAUUCAAGUGCAAGAAAUAUACUAUUAGACGAUACUAAACGCAUGAUUGAUGAUUACAGACACAAGGAUCAAUCCCUUGAAACUAGAGAUCAGAUUCUUAUGAAUUUCCGGAAAUUGCGGGAAAGCAUUCUUCGAAUCAAAUCAGAUGAGUUCGUGAAAAGUGUACUACUGGCAUCGAUGCAUUUUUCAAUUACCAUUGAGCAUUACCAAUCAUAUAUUCCAUCCAUGGAGAAAUUAUUAGAAAGAGAGAGCAUCGACGCUACUUUCUUAGAGGAGAAAGAGUUGGAAGAAGUUUGGCUUUACUUUAUUCUCCACAUCGUUCAUUUUAGUAAGGAAUAUGAGAGGGGCUUUUCAUUACUCUUUGAAAAGGUUGCUGGAAACGGUAAAAGGUACCACAAAAUGCUUUAUAGCGAUACAAUUGAAAGCAUGACGAAUGUCCAAUUGACAUAUAAAUUGAUCGAGGCUUUUACGGAACAUAAUUACUUCAAGUGGUUGCAAAUAUACAACUAUCUUGGAACGAAAACGGAUGAUCAAGUAAAGCAACACAUUAGAUCAAUUUUGAAAGCCACCGCCUUACAAGAUACUCUUGAAGAUAUUUCAAAAACACUACGGAGCAGCUAUUUUGUACUAGAUUAUCCAUUCUUUAAAGGUCUUCUUGGAAUGGAUGCCUCGGAACUGGUAUCAAUAACUAAGGCAAACUGGGUGUUAGACGACGAUGCUGGCCUUGUAACAUUAAGAGAAAGAGUACAAAAGCAACGAGCCAUCAAGAAAGCGUAG